Baudoinia panamericana UAMH 10762 is the source of this 1248-nucleotide messenger RNA. RefSeq lists its product as uncharacterized. The coding region runs from base 96 to 1100 and encodes 334 amino acids. Gene Ontology annotation, cellular component: Ino80 complex. The record is from RefSeq and is a predicted model, not a curated record. Gene Ontology annotation, biological process: chromatin remodeling. The transcript is spliced from 2 exons. Lineage: Eukaryota; Fungi; Ascomycota; Dothideomycetes; Mycosphaerellales; Teratosphaeriaceae.
CGCGCUCAUUCGUCGCUGGCCGGGAGACUUGAGAAGUGAUCGUUGCGUGUCUUAAAAGCACGGUAACGGCUAACCUGUUGUAUAUACUGCCAAAGAUGGAUUACGAAAGCAGCAACAAGCGCUUCAAGACAGCGAAUGGCACGCCCAUUGCUGCAACAUCCACCAACGGAGCCUCUGCAUUGCCCGCCUAUCAACCACCCGCCAUUGUCGCGCGUGGUGCUGCUGCACGUACUCCCCCUUCGCCAACCUCCGCCUCAGUCCGCUCGAUCAACCCCACCACACACGGCAACAAGCCCGGCCUGCGCCUGACCGUCAAAGCUCCAGCCAGCAAACUCCGUCAAGCCACCUCCUCCAGCGCCAUCCCGCCCAACCCAUACGCAGGCGACAGCGAUGCCACCCCCGCGCCCCGAGCGGCAAGGAGCACUCGCAACCCUCGUGCUCUCAUCGAACCGGACAGCGAGGUGGAGGAUGAAGACGAAGAUGCCGAGGGGGAGGAAGACGACAUCGACCGUGACCUACUCGCCCAUGAGGACGACAGCGAGGAGGAUGCCGAGGGCGAGGAGGACGAGAUGGACAUGGAUGAGCCGCACCCGCCUCCUCCCAUCAUCAAACAGGCCGCCCCUCCCAACGGCAGUAGUGGGAAAGCCAAGCCCAACGUCACCAUCACCGCACCCCCAACCUCCCGACCCCUCAAAUCCGUCGAAGCGAAAGAACUAGCCCUCGCCGGUGAAGACGAGGACGAGGACGAAGAACUCUCCGAGCUGGAAGAAGGCGACGAGGACGAAAACGACAACCUCAACGACCUCGAAGACGACAACGACAUCGACCACAGCGACGACGACGACGAAGGAGAAGGCGACCUCUCCCGCAGCGCCACCCCGGACCUAAGCAAACUCACCCGUCGCCAACGCGGGCAGUACGAGGAAAUCGACGGCGGACUGAUGGCGUUGUCGAAUGAAGCGCAGAAGAAGAAACACCUGACCGCGGAGGAACACGCGAUGCGGCGGGCAGAAAUGGCGAGGCGGCGGAAGAAUCUAAGUGAGAAGCGGAACGAGGAGGAGAAAGUAAGUCUUCUCUCUCUCCAAACUUCAACCCCCUGAUCGAUCCGAUCGAUCGAUCGUUCUUGUAAACUUGGGCUUCCGGCUGAUGUCAACGGCACGUGUUAGAUGUCAACGAUUGAUAAACUGCUCAAGAAACCCGCGCCCAAGCGGCGCACGCGCGCGGAGAUGCUUGCGGACGCGCUGGCGG